AUUGUUAUCAGACACCUGGGCUGAGCAGUGAGCAGAACGAAGGGCAAGGCGAGCCACCGGCACCAACCAGGUAAUCCAUGGCACUCUCGAGCACAGACGAGAAGAAGACGGCGGCGGAGAUCGUCGCCGCGUUGGAUCUGCAGCGCCACCCCGACGGCGGCUUCUACCUGGAGACCUUCCGCGACCCCUCCAUCUCUCUCCCCGCGUCCGCCCUGCCGCCCCGCUAUAAGGUGGACAGAGCUGUGAGCAGUGCCAUCUAUUUCCUACUGCCUGCUGGGGAGAUUGCUCGGUUGCACCGCAUCCCUUGUGCUGAAACCUGGCACUACUACCAAGGAGAACCUCUCACGGUAUUUGAGGUGCAUGAUGAUGGACAAAUCAAAAUAACAGUGGUCGGUCCUGAUCUACGACAUGGCCAGAGACCACAGUACAUGGUUCCUCCAAAUGUAUGGUUUGGGGCCUUCUUGACCUGCGACAUCGAGUCCUUUACUGAAGAUGGAAGUGUCUUUGUCAAGACUCCUGGAAGAGACCCUGCGGUGCAUUAUUCCUUUGUUGGUGUAACCUGUGCUCCAGCGUUCCAGUUUGAGGACAACGAACUGGCAACACGUCAGGACAUGAAAGCUUUGGCUCCAAAGGCUGAAGCAUUCAUCAAUUACCUUGUACCAUCUUAGACUGCCUUGCAAGUGCAAGUAGCUUGUUCUUCAUGAGGAUCUUCAUGUACUGAUUUGCUCUAGUAGCUGUUGAAAAUCACUGUAUGAUAUCAAAUCGGCUUGUAACUCUGUAAAAUCAGUUCUGUGUGGAUUAUGGCAGUUAAUGUUUCUGCUAUAUAUGCUUGCACUAGCGCUAAGGACUGAAUGUUCAUGUGGUUGGCCUUGGCCAUAUAGUUUGUCGCGAAGAUCUCAUUCGUUGAGAAAAUCUGAGCAGGUGGUGGAUUAAACACCAUGUUUAA
Messenger RNA from Setaria italica (foxtail millet), 946 nucleotides. RefSeq lists its product as uncharacterized. Bases 78 to 668 code for a protein of 196 amino acids. NCBI's taxonomy places the organism in Eukaryota, Viridiplantae, Streptophyta, Magnoliopsida, Poales, Poaceae. The transcript has 3 exons. The record is from RefSeq and is a predicted model, not a curated record. Gene Ontology annotation, cellular component: intracellular anatomical structure.